GUGAUGUUGGACUCAGUGACACACAGUACCUUCCUGCCCAACACGUCCUUCUGCGACCCCCUGAUGUCGUGGACUGACCUAUUCAGCAAUGAAGAGUAUUACCCCACCUUUGAGCAUCAGACAGCUUGCGACUCCUACUGGACAUCCGUUCACCCUGAGUACUGGACAAAGCGCCACGUCUGGGAAUGGCUCCAGUUCUGCUGCGACCAGUACAAGCUGGACGCCAACUGCAUCUCUUUCUGCCAUUUCAACAUCAGUGGCCUACAGCUGUGUGGCAUGACGCAGGAGGAGUUCAUGGAGGCUGCCGGCGUCUGCGGGGAGUAUCUAUACUUUAUUCUCCAGAGCAUCCGCUCACAAGGUUACUCCUUUUUUAAUGAUCCUGAUGAGACCAAGGCCACCCUCAAAGACUAUGCUGAUUCCAGUUGCUUGAAAACAGGUGGCAUCAAAAGUCAAGACUGUCACAGUCAUAGUCGAACAAGCCUCCAGAGUUCUCAUCUAUGGGAAUUUGUGCGAGACCUGCUUCUAUCUCCUGAGGAAAACUGUGGCAUUCUGGAAUGGGAAGAUAGGGAACAAGGUAUUUUUCGGGUGGUUAAAUCAGAAGCCCUGGCGAAGAUGUGGGGACAAAGGAAGAAAAAUGACAGAAUGACAUAUGAAAAGCUGAGCAGAGCUCUGAGGUACUACUAUAAAACUGGAAUUUUGGAACGGGUUGAUCGAAGAUUAGUGUACAAAUUUGGAAAAAACGCACAUGGAUGGCAGGAAGACAAGCUAUGA
Messenger RNA from Dama dama (fallow deer), 771 nucleotides. It is a transcript of the gene ELF5, whose product is annotated as E74 like ETS transcription factor 5. The transcript is spliced from 6 exons. Bases 4 to 771 code for a protein of 255 amino acids. The record is from RefSeq and is a predicted model, not a curated record. Gene Ontology annotation, molecular function: DNA-binding transcription factor activity, RNA polymerase II-specific; sequence-specific DNA binding. Gene Ontology annotation, cellular component: nucleus. Gene Ontology annotation, biological process: cell differentiation; regulation of transcription by RNA polymerase II. Lineage: Eukaryota; Metazoa; Chordata; Mammalia; Artiodactyla; Cervidae.